This is a messenger RNA of Cherax quadricarinatus, 16411 nucleotides long. The record is from RefSeq and is a predicted model, not a curated record. Lineage: Eukaryota; Metazoa; Arthropoda; Malacostraca; Decapoda; Parastacidae.
CCUCGUACGGUGACCACGAAGAUCCCUAUCCAAGCCUCAGUGACUUCCACGAUUACGAGCCUAAUUUAGAAUUCGACGAUACGGAACUACAGAGCGCCAGCUCCGUCACUGAUCUGCAGGAACUUGUAGCAGAAGCGCCAGACUACCUGGAGUCACCUGUGUCAGACGGCACUAUAGAGGAGAACUUUGAGGCUGAGUUAGGCAGCGCUCUCAGGGAGGAGGAUGAGCAGGCACUCCAUCACACCUUCACUGAUGAUAACGACUUCACAGACAUUGCCCGUCAUGGCAUUGUCGACAUCGUCGGGGAUGACACCUACGGCAGGAAGGUCAUAGUCGUCUCUGCCUGUAAACUGCCCAGUAAUAAAGUUUUCAACCAUGAAAAAUUUCUCAAGUACCUGAUGUUCACCCUGGACCAGUAUGUGGAGCAAGACUAUUCCUUGGUAUAUUUCCACUAUGGUCUCAAUAGCAAAAACAAACCCCCAGUCUCGUGGUUGUGGUCGGCUUACAAAGCUCUGGAUCGCAAGUACAAGAAAAAUCUCAAGGCUCUCUACUUGGUCCAUCCCACUAAUUUUAUCAGAGUUGUGUACAAUAUCUUUAAGCCUGCUAUUAGUGCCAAGUUUGGCAGGAAGGUGAUGUAUGUAAACUACUUACAUGAACUACAACAACAUCUUCACCUUGGUCAGCUUCCCAUUCCACAACGUGUUCAGCAACACGAUCAGCAACUCCUUGCCAAACUGAAGAACCUUCCUAAAACUCCUGGUGUGGGCUCCAACAAGCCUUUACCCACACAGCAGUUUGGUGUAUCGUUACAAUACAUCAAAGAUGCAAAUGAUCAGGACCCAAUUCCUCCUGUGCUGAAAAAUUGCAUUACCUUCCUUGAUCACCCAGAUGCUCUGGAGACGGAAGGGCUGUUCCGUCGAUCUAGUGCAGCAGUCGUGGUAAAAAGCGUACAGGAACGUUUCAAUAAAGGCGAAGAAGUGAAUUUUGAUUUAGACACCGAUGUACACACAGCGGCAGUCAUCAUUAAAACUUUCCUGCGUGAACUGGAAGAGCCAUUAAUGACGUUUGAUCUCUAUGAUGAGGUUAUCCAGUUUCAAAGUCUUAAUAAGAGUGAUCGUCUAACUACUAUCAAACAGAUAAUAUUGGAAAAGUUACCAGAGGAUAACUACCUCGUACUAAAGUUCCUCACAAACUUCUUAGCAAAGGUAAUGGACCGAAGUGACUUGAACAAAAUGACAGCAAGCAACCUAGCUGUGGUAUUUGGGCCUAACCUUGUACGACCACGAGGUGGACAGAUGUCACUCAAUGCUAUUGCUCCCAUCAACCUUUUUGUUGAGGUUAUGUUAUCUUACCAUCAUCAAAUCUUUGCACUCUGAAGAUGCAAAACUGUCAUUACAAUGCAAAUAAAAUAUUAAUAUCAACCGAGAUUUACGUAGGGGGCAUGACUCACGAAAUUGUAAUGACACGAUUGCAAACAAACCAUACCAUGGGUGGGGUUUGAACCCGCGAUCAGAGACUCUCUGAUCACGGGUUCAAACCCCACCCGUGUUAUGGUUCGUUUUACAUAGGGGGGUUGGGGGUAAUCAUGCAUUUUUAAAUAUUCUUUCAGUAAAAUUUAUUAUUUUACUAAAACCCAGAUAUCCAAGGGAAGGUAAUCAACAUUAGCCUUAGAGGCGGAUAUGUCAUUACUGAUUUUUUGCAGUUUUAAUACAUUCAAGUCAUUCCUGAUACCACUCAUCAUUACCAAUCACUGCUAAGAUUCUGUAUUUUGUUUGUGACUGUCAGUAGAAAAGACAGUUGUAUAUCAAAGACUACAGUGGACCCCCGCAUAACGAUUACCUCCGAUUGCGACCAAUUAUGUAAGUGUAUUUAUGUAAGUGCGUUUGUACGUGUAUGUUUGGGGGUCUGAAAGGAAUAAUCUACUUCACAAUAUUCCUUAUGGGAAUAAAUUCGGUCAGUACUGGCACCUGAACAUACUUAUGGAGUGAAAAAAUAUCGUUAACCGGGGGUCCACUGUAUAGUAUUAGCAUUUUUAAUGGAGAAAUUCAUAAAUCAAUCGUAAAGCAAAAUAAACUUGUGUAAACUAUCUGGUGCAUCAUAAUACCUACACAUUGUCCAUAUUCCAGAAAAUUAUUUUUGACAUUCAAGAGGUUUCUUGUUACCAGCUAAAUCAAACUUUUAAUUAUUUCUCAGUACCACCUGAUACUUAGUGUUAUAACAAAACCUUUGUUAUGACGAGAAUUGGUGGGAGUUUGUGUACCUCAUUUACCUAUGCUAGACUGUAUCCUAGACUUGGAAACUACAGACAUGCUAUGUCUUAUAUAGUUCAUGUUGAUUUUGAACUUAAGAUCACCUGGUGUAGUUAUUAUAAUCGAAGAAAGUGCUAUACUGACAAGGGUCACACUUGUGGCUCUUGUCAGGGAGGGUCGGCAGAUGUUCACUCUGGAAAAAAGAUGAAUCUUCAACCAUUUUUAAAAAGAAAAGGUAAGUGAUUGUUUUAUAAAGAAUAUAAGACAAUAUUAAAGUUGUGUGCAUAGUGAGAGUGCUGAGACCAAGUCUACAUGACGGUGAAUUUAGUUAAUUUAAAAUUUGUUUCUGUUAAAAGCUUUCGAAUGAUUAUUAUUUUUGUAAUUUACUGAAAUUUCAUGCAGUUAUGAUUUUAUCAAUUUUUUUUAUUGUGGAAUUAAUCAACAUGUUAGUUUCUUGAGCAGAAAUCACACCUACUUACAGUCUAAGCAUAAUUUUUACUGUUUAUAUAUACAUAUAUACUUAAUGUCAGUGUAUGAAUAUAUGCAGUGGUAGUCGGGCAAUUUGAAAUAUAUAAUUUUCUUUAAGGUUAUGUAUUUUAUAUUAAUACUAUACUGUUUUGUGCAUUAAAUUUCAGCUGGCCAUGUUAAAUUUGCUGUUACAGCCUUAUCGCUUUCCAAUGUUAUACUGGUUAUCUGCAGUCACACCUUUCUUGUAACUAGUUAUUGUUUAGUAUAUUUCUCCAUUCCAUUAUAAACCCAAAUGUCACUAGCAAGUGAGGUAACAUUUUUGAUAUGCAGCCAGUGACUGAAGGUUGGAGCAACACUGUUUCUCACGUACUGUAUUGAAGAACGACUGGAGGCAAGCACAACUGCCUCAGUCUCUCUCGCAAAAACUAAGUGAGCACGCUUUCCUUUAUAAAAAGCUGCACAUAUACAUAUAUGUAGCUGUAAACCAAAGACAUCAUAGUUAAAUUUAGAGAAUCUCUUUAAAAUCGUAAUUAAUUUUUUGUAUAGAAAAAAUAUAAAAAUGAUAAAAUACCAUUUUUUCAAGUAUCCUUAUUAGAAUCUGCAAAUCCAUCAUGGAAGCAAGCUAGAAACCAUAUACCAAUUAUCGUAUUUCAUAACGAAUAAAACCAUAUACCUGUGUGAAACUGUUGUGAGCUAAAUUAUAUAGUAAAGUCUAUCAUAUCCAGUGUUCCAAUAACAGACUUAUGAUAUACAUUUCCCUUUAUAAAAUUUAGAGUUCAAAAAUAAAAAUAGUGUGACAUUGAUGUAUCUGUUAAUGGUUCUAUGGAUAAUCACAUUUCUGUUAGGUAAAAGAACAUAAAUGCAACUAAUGUGACAUUUGUCAAGUCAUUACAGCUUGACAAAUGUCACAUUAGUUGCACUUAUGUCCUUUUACCUUACACAUUGUCGGUAAUUUUAGCAAUAUUAUUACGAUCACAUUUUCCUUCCCCACACCCUAGCAGGUCUCCUAAAUUAUAAAUGUAUUACAGGAAUAUGAACCAUUUUAAAUUUUUCUUUGAGUGUGUAGUAUAUUGCCAAUCAUUGUACGAGUGAACACACCACCAUAAAGCAGUAUAUUAUAGCCCAAAUAUCUGACAUGGCACUUGCAAUAUCAGCUAAAACUAUAUAGUAGGUGUAUACAAGAAAAUAGAUACAGUAGGGCCCAGACUUAUGUUUUACACUUACAACAUUAAUAUUUCAGGAGUAAUGAAUUUUUCCAAAAUGUACUCCUAAUUUUGUGUACGUAUAAAGCUAACAUUUAAUUGGUUAAGAAUAGAUUUAAUACACAAAUAACCUGCACAUAGAAGAGAGGAGCUUACAAUGAUGUUUCGGUCCAACUUGGACCAUUUACAAAGUCACACUAACAAAAAGGAGAGAGUAUAUAUAGGAUAGCAAACAGGGACGGGACAAGAGAGGUAAUAGUGGAGUCAAUCAAAUGCUAAGAGGAGCUAGGAGCCCACAGAGGGGGAAUAAUAAAAGAUAAAUACCCAAGGCAGAAGAAAGAAUUAGGUUAAGUCACGGGUGUUGUGAAUGGGAAUCUAAUUCCUUGAUAUUCAUGUCCACUGCUGAGAUACAGGUUUUGCCUUUUCCGUGUACCGCAAGCCUAUGCACAGUGGCAUGUACAUUCACUACUUCUGUCAAGAAAAGUGUUCUUAUCUCCUUCUUUCUCUGCGCUUGUGAUCCUCAGUUCCUCGAAUGAGAAAUUUCCACUCUUCAUAAUUCAUUUUUCCAUCUUGGCUACCCUUCCCAUUUCAUAGACUCUGCCUUCUCACGUGCUAAAUGGAUUUUCUUCUCUACUCCUGUCCUCUGCCUUCACUACAUUUGCACUUUUUCUAAUCUCAGCAACUCUCUCUGUUCCUUAGACAUCAAACUUAAUUUUUGCACUAAUCUAGUUCAUACCUCUCCUCCCUCUAUAGAUGCUCCUGGUGUCUACUCUCUUGUUCCUCCUGUCCUCUUCAGUACUUUGGAGAAACUGGCUGAUCCCUUUCUGACAGACUUAGGGAGCACAAAAGUAGUGUUAGGUUUGCCAACACCAACAGUGCUCUUUUCUGUCAUGUCAGAUAUCACAGCCAUCCUAUUAACUGGUCUUCUGCUAAAACUGUCUACCCUACUUCCAACUUUCACAGUUAGGUUGAAUCCUUCCUUGUAUGAAUCUUAGUCCUGGCUUUGUCUCUGUAGAUGCCUUCCUUUCCCACUACAUUGUAAAUUACUCCAAACUUCAGAACACCCAUGACAUUAACCUGAUUCAUUUUUCCUCUUUCUCCUGCCCUUGGGUAUUUAUUAUUUCCCCCCCCCCCCCCUGUUUGGGCUCCUAACUCCCUUGCAGUGCUCCUCGUUCUUACUAUUACCUGUCUUGUCCGUCCCUGUCUGCUGGCCUAUAUAUACUCCCUCCUUCUCGUUAGUGUACUUUGUAAAUGGUCCAAGUCGGACAGAAACAUCGUUGUAAGCUCCUCUCUUGUAGGUGAGGGUUAUUUGUGUAUUAUUCCAGUCAUGGUAUUGUGCCUUUUUGUUAUUUAUGGACCCUGCAGGUAAGCGUCUUAUUCUUUCCAACUUUUUUAAUGUUCUUCCUUCUUUUAGACCCCUCUUUUGUCAUUAUGAGGCUGCUCUUAUUGCUACCAGGCGUCGUAAGAAUCAUCUUCACUUUGUACAUGACUGUCUUGCCCUUUUCCAGAAACCCAACCCACUGGGCACUGCCUUUCCUGAUCAUGCCCGUCUCCUACUUCAACAGCUCAUUCUUUCUACUGAGUCUCGGGCGCGGAGGAGUGGUGUUUCUCUCGUAUAUCAUUUUAAUUAAGUUACAAAGUGCAGAAAUGGAGAGAAUGCUAAGCACGGAGAGAGCAAAAUCCAUUAUGAGGACAUUUCAAAACAGUGCCUACUAUGUGGACGGAGGGAUACAUUUCAGCAAGCAAUGCAGAGCAGAGUUUACCAUUACUGUAGGGCUUCAAAGUUUAAUGCUGUUGUUUUGCAGCAAGGAGAUGAACAGCGAGCAUGCAGUAUGUGAGAACAGUCAGUCAGGCACCCAUCAGAAAAAUUUAAGACAAAAAAAGAUGACCCAGGAUUUUGAGUUUAUCGAGCAGUACCAGCAAGAUACAUUACAGUACAAGCUGGCCAUUAGUCACAUCGAAGCUAUUGGGUUACAACUAGUUGAAGAAUUUCUUGAAACAGAUGAAUUCAUCCUAUUUCAAGUGCAAUUUAUGUGGUGCCCAUAGACUAUUAGAACCUAUGUAUUGGCACCAAACACACAGAGAAAUGUAUUAAUUUACGUGUUGAUCAUCAGUCAUGUCUUCAAAGACUCGAGAAGAAUAUCGACAAUUUGUAAUCAUACCUGAGGGUCAGCGCAUCAUGGACAUUAAAGCAAUUAUUGGCCAAGACUUCGAUACAAGUAGGUAAAUCAUAAACGAUAUUUCCGAGGAAAGCUUGCUGGCAGGGAUAUAUAUCAACCUGUGUGUCCAAGAGAUGCUAAACUCAAGGAAGCUCCAGAGAGUGACUGCAAGGUGAACAAAUUUAAAGCAAAACUGCCUUCAGGUGAUGUACUUGGAACACAAGCACUCUCUGACAAGUCAGUGCAAUGCCAAAACAAAGUUGCCAAGGAGCCUUUGGAAAACAUCAUGUUAAAACUUAAUGCAGUACUUCUAGAGGAUCAACCCUGCCAUGCAAUCAAGAGCCCAGAAGCAAUGUUCCACUUAGCAGUAACACUGCAUGAAGUCAUAAAUUACAGAGCAAGAAAUACUGUGGAUGCUAAGGAGAGAGAAAAACAAGAUGAACUUAAGUAAGGUAUUAGGUUGGGUGAAAAAACGACUGCUGCCCAGUGUUCAGGGUUUUGUAGCCAAAAAAUCUGUACAGUAAGAGCCUGAUCCACCAGGAGGCCUGGUCUCAGACCGAGCUGCAGGGGCGUUGACCCAUGAAACCCUCUCUAGACGAUGCCUUUACUCUCCAUCAGUGUCAACAUGCUCUCUUCCACAAGAUUUCUUUAACCUUCUCACUACCAUUGUGUGCCUGAAUUCAUUCUUCUAAACUACAGAAUAAACUUUAAUGUCUCAUCUCAGAUAGCCCUUGGUCUAAAUUCUCCCUCACCGACUGUGUUACUAACUUGUCUUCUGUCUCACUCUCUCAGAAUGAGCUUGAACUUCUUGGUUUUGGCCUUUUCUUUGCCACUUAAUCAACCCUUUGCACAGGUAUUGACUUGAUUAACUCUUUUCGUCAGUAUCGCUCUCAUAAUUUUCCUGCUCUUGAUAGUCUGUUUUCUAAGAACCACCACCUUCCUCGCUGCUAUCAACUUCCCAUUUCUUCUCUUAAAUCUAACACUAACAUUGUCAUAUUAUCUUCUGAUGAAGAUAAUUUGGUAGUUAUCCUUGAUUGUGAGGAUUACCUCCAUAAAGGUGAAGCCCUGCUCCCUGACUCAUGUACCUACACUCCUCUCAAUAAGUAACUAAGGACUCUCUCUCCCUGACUUUGACCUUGUUCAACAUUUUCAUGUCAUCUGUCCCUCUCAAAACUCAUGAACCUGAUCUUCCUCUGCAUCCCAUCAUAUCCUCUAGAGGUUCUGUCUCUUGCUUCUUGGCUGGCCAAAACCCUCACUCCCUUUCUUGGUACUUUUUCUCCUGCCCCUUCCCCCCUAUGUCACUCUCAGGACUUCAUUGAACGGGUUCGCUCUCUCCUGACCUGUACGAUGGUUAGUCUUGACAUUGAGUCCCUCAUGUCCUUAAUUUUCUCAGAGAGAAAGCCAAUGAAGGUUUACUUCAUGUCCCUAUACCUACUGAUGUCUUUCUUGAUCUUAUCCACCUUUGUGUGGACUCAAAUUCCUUUCCUUGCAAGGUAAAUAUUAUUCUCAAACCUUCGGUGUUGCUAUGGGCUCUCCUGUUCUUGCUAAUCUUUACAUUAAAUACUUUGAGACUUCUUAUUCCUACUGAAGAAUUGAGACACUUAUGCAAAUCUUUAUUGAAGAAACGUUUCUCCACACAGUGGCUUCAUCAGUCCUAUACAAAGCAGGAAGGUAUAAGGAGUUUAAAAUAAUCAGUCCAUCAAUCUUGUAGGAAGUACAGCACAGGACUGUAGCAGUGGCUUAUAUACUGUAGUCAGGUGAGGCAAAGCAGGAGAAGUCAUAACGGAACCAUCCACUAGUCUGUCUUCGUCUAAAGGUUGGACAAGUUUUGAAGAAUUCUUUGUAUCAAUAUCCCAUAAUAAUGCAGUGUCUGGCAGAUGUGAUGGUUUUGAAAACCAUUCCCACACACUGCAUCAUUAUGGGAUGCUGAUACAAAGAAUUCUUCAAAACUUGUCCAACCUUUGGAUAAAGACCUACUACUUAGACUAGGAGAUGGUUCCACUAUGACCCCACCUCCAGUAUAUAAGCCACUGCUACAACCCUGUCCGCUGUAUAGCCCUUGUGGCUUAGCGCUUCUUUUUUAUUGUAAUAAUACAACCCUGUGCUUUACUUCCUACAAGAUUGAUGGACUGAACACAUCGACUUAAGGCUGAGGCGCUGAUUACCUCAAACUAUUGCUCUCCUUAUACCUUCCUGCUUUGUAUAGGACUGAUGAAGCUACUGUGUGGCAAAACAUUUCUUCAAUAAAGAUUCCCACACAUUGCAUAAGUGUCUCAAUUCAACUUUGUUUUAAAAACCAUUCAUCACACUUAUUCCUACUAUUGAUGUGUGACCUUCACUCUGGCUCCACUAUAUAGAUGACAUCUCUGCUCUCAUGACUAGUGUCUUCCAAUCAUUUCUUGAUGCUCUUAAAAAUCUUGUUCUUUCCAUUAAGUUUAAACCUGAAUGAGAAUCUAAUUCCUUGAUGUUCAUGCCCAUUGGUCAGAUAUAGGUUUUGCCUUUUCCAUGUACUGCAAGCAUAUAUAGUCACUACUUUUCUUAUAAUGCUUCCUUUGUCAAGAAAAAUAUUAACUCCCUUUCUCUGCAUUUUUGAUUCUCAGUUCCGUGAAUCAGAAAUUUCCACUCUUCAUAAUUCAUUUUCCCAUCUUGGCUACCCUUCCCAUUUCACGUGCUAAAUAGAUUUCUUCUCUACUCCUGGGAAUUCUCCUGUCCUCUGCCUCUAAUCUCAGCAAUGCUCUCCAUUCCAUAGUUAUCAAACUUAACUUUUUGCACUAAUCUAGUUCAUACCUCUCCUCCCUCUGUAGAUGUUCCUGGUGUCUACUCUCUUGUUCCUUCUGUCCUCUGCAGUAACUGGCUGAUCUCUUUCUGACAGACUUAGGGAGCACAAACGUAGUGUUAGACUUGCCAACACCAACAAUACUCUUCUGUCAUGUCAGAGAUCACAUUAUUAAUCAAGGGAGAAGCGCUAAACCCAGAGAAUUAUACAGCGCCUGUGGGGGGGGAUGGAAGGUGUUCAGGGAACUGGAGCACAGAUCCAGUACCCCUCACCAGCAUCAAGGAACUUUCCUUGAGGGGUCAGAAAUCACAGCCAUCCUAUUAACUGGUCUUCUGCUAAAACUUUCUACCCUACUUCAAACUUUUACAUUCAAGUUGAAUCCUUGUCUCUGUAGAUGCCUUCCUUUCCCACCACAUUGUACGAUGCUCCAAACUUCAUGACAAUCUAAUUCUUUUUUCCUCUUUCCCUUUAGGUAUUUAUUCUCCACCCCCCCCAGGUGGGCUCCUAGUAGUGCUCCUCUUUCUUAGUAUUUGACUGACACCAUUACUAUUACCUGUCUGCAGGCCUAUAUCUACUCCCUCCCUUUUCGUUAGUGUGACUUUGUAAAUUGUCAAACUUGGACUGAAAUGUCGUGUUUAGCUCCUGUGUGUGUGGGCUAUUUGUGUAUUAUUCAAAUGACGAUAUUGUGCCUUUUUUUAGUUAAUAGAUUUAGCAUUUUCUUAAGGUUGAAAUAUAAAUAUAAUUUUCGAUUAGUGUUUUACCAAAAAUAGACAAUACCAGUGGAUUUUUUUUUUUAUUUGCUAGAGAUUAGUUAAGAAAUGCAGAUUAAAUAUGUGGUAUAGCCACCACACCAUUGCUACCGUGUAAUGGAUGCCAGUCAUUAAUCAAGGAAGUCUGACCUCAGGUUGGGUUGCUAAAGCAGAACGACCAUUGAAACUAAUCAGAGGUGUGUGUAUAUGUGGUUUAGCAAGAUGUGUGAGCAAACACUAGGACAUUGAUCAGAAAAUGUUUUGGUCCUGGGACCUUAGAAGUGAUCGAAGUCAGUAUCUAUUACCAAAGUUUAUAGCAUACCAUAAAUGUAAAAUAUUCAUGAAGAAAGGAAUUACUGAUAUAUCAAGUAUUUAAUUUAAUGAAGAAUAUUAUUUCAUGAUUAAGCAAAGAAAUUUUCAUAGUAUAAUUAAUAUUACUAAACCAUACUGGUACAAGAUACUGACACUAGUAGACACACCUGCAAUUAUAUGUGAUCCUUUACUGAGGGCAUUUAGCUCACUAAGUAUGUUCUAUAAUGCUUAAACACAGUAUCACCAAUAAAGAAUUCCAUAUACAAUAACUACAUGUUUUUAUAAUUACAAAACUGUGGAUUUCCUCCUUAUUAACCUGAUUCUUUUCAAUCCCAUCAAAGAAUAAUGAAAAAUUAUGUAGGUGAAGAGUGUGGCAGUAUAUAUGACUCAUUUCAAUUUGGAGGAAGGCUAAGCUUAUAUCUUGAUCUUUCCUCUUAACUUUUCAUCAGUAAACCUUAUACAUCUAUUUUUGAAUCCCUGUAUAACAUCUACUGUGUCACUAUUCAAUUCUUACCACUAACAUUAAAGAAAUGCUUCUUAAUAUUUGUUAUGUAAUACAGAGUUAUUAACAGUAUAACGAAUAUAUUAUGCCCUCUAAACCAUGACAAUCUCUUCCAUUUCUAAGUACUGUAUGCCAGAUUUUCUGGUCUAUAAAAGUCUUGGAAAAUCAGCCUGCGCCUUAUAUGCUCAAGGUCAAGGGCAGGCUUUAGCGUAAAAUAAAAGGGUAAUUGAAUAUGAUUAUUGAUUUACUGUUAUGAUAAUUCCAACAUGCGCCUUAUAUGUCAGAAAAUACAAUUCUUUGGGUUUAGAUGAUACUAUACCUAAAGCACACUAUCAAAUCUUGUUACAUGGAUUAUAUUACAUUUUAGGGCAUGUACUGCAUGAAAGUAGAAGGUAGUGAAAUUGUGUUGUAUACUGUUCUAUAUGAAUGGUUCAGGUCUUGAUGGUAGUGCCAUCAGUUCAUAACCGAUGAACUUGGAUUCAAUCCUAGGAUGGAUGGACAUCUUUCCUAUAUUUGUUGCCCAUGUUCACCUAGCAGUAAUAGGUACCUCUUGUGUUAUUCAACUUUUGUGGGUGUCAUCCUGAGGGGUUCGGUACUAUACAUUAGAUAAAACAACACUGUCUCAUUAUUGGAUAUGGUAGUUUUUCUAAAACUUUGCAAUUACACUAAAUCUUCCCAUUUGUAUAAAAGCUGGCCCAGCUUCCAUGUUAGGAUUAACAAGAUUCUACAAUAGUUAUUAGUGAUGUGUACUAGGUGUACAUUUUAUACAAGCUUCAGAGCACAUAUUUAAUAUACUGUGCUGUGUGAUAGAGACUGUUUUAGUUAUGGCAGUUUUUAGAUCAGUUUGUGCGAAUAUCCAAACAAUACAUUUUAUAUUGUCUAUUGUGAAAGAUUAUUUAGCCCUGCAGAGAUUAAUAUAAAAUAAAUUAACGAAACACCGAAGAAACUGCCGUAGCCAAGAUUGUGUCAAGAAUGCAGUGUAACACGUGUGAAAUAAUCAAAGAGGCACAAACAUAUGGUCUUAAGAAAAUUAUCAUACUCAUUAUUAAUAAUGAUCCAUGAUCAUUAUUAAUGAUUGUAUCAUCAUCGUGGGCUACCACUAAACCUAUAAGGGCAAUUGGAGGUAAUCAGGUUUGAUCUAAGGAAGAGUAUCUCUAGUUUCUGGGAACAAGAGCCCUUCAUCAGCAUUAAAGGGUGUAUUUGGGUAGUGGUCAUUUUCUUUAGGCCUAAAAAUGUUUUAGUAAGAGCACUAAGAUAGUGGUGAUGUGUCCAUUUUUAUUAUCUUCUGGUACAUGAAAGAGUAUACAUAUGAAAUAUAUAUUUUUUAAGGUUCAGUGACACAUAUAUAAAUUGGUUAAGGAACAAUUCAGAACUGCCAAAGUAAUGUGUCCAAAAUAUUGUUAAAUGCUCAGUGUAUCAUAUCACUGAGACAAAUAUACAGGUAUAAUCAAUUCCAUUACACGUGACAAUUAAUCUCACGGUAAUUUUGUGUGAAAAGGACUAGGAGAUAUAUAUUGUAAAGAAACAAUAAGUGUAUCUUCAGUCAGAAGUGAAAAGUCUGACUUCUGAUUCACCUCAUGUCUGCUGUGAAUAUAGCAAAUGAAAGACAAUGCUGAAUGAAAUACAUUAGGAAAAUCUUUCUUACUGUAGUGUAAGGUGAUUAGAAAGAUUUUAUAAUAUUGAGAGUGAAAAUACAGGUUCAUCUAAUGAAGUGUUUGUUGUUGUGAUAGAAUGGAGUGGUUCAUUAUUUUCUAAAAUUCCAGCUGCUACGCAUAUAGUGACAAGAUCAAUGAUUGCUAAUUGUUUCUAAGUUUAUACACGUGCUAAUGCCCACUGUUAUAUUUAUGGUGAAGUACCACAUAGUAAGAAACAAUCACUGAUGACCCGUAAGGGUCAUCAAUGAUAGUUUUUAUGAAAUAUAUUAGCAGACUUGUGGUCAAUUCAUUUCAGUUAAAUUUUUCACACAUUCAUUUUGCUAACUGCACUUCAGUUUAAUGUAGUAAUGAUUGUAUAUUAGAUACAGAAUAGAAAAAAGAGAAAGUCCAAACAUAUCAUAAGGUGCGGCAUUGUUUGGUGGACUUAACUUGUCUCUGUGAAAUACACAUGGGAGGGGAGGGAGGGGGGGUAAUGUGUAUGGCUAAAAGUUUUUUUUUUUGAGAUAUUUUUGCAUAUUCCUACCAGUAAAACGUAUGUUGUUUUAAGUGGGAAUUAAAAGUACAAAGUAAAUUGAUUACACAUUCCCUACACAGUUGUGUUAUCAGCGCUUUCCUAGAUUACGAAGUACAAAAUUAUGAAAAUACACGGUAGCAAACAUGUUAUCAAUAUACUAAAUUACUGUUGCUAAGACAUCUCCUUUACAUAUAAAACUGCUAUCAGAUAAACAUUAUUUAUUAUCACACUGGCCGAUUCCCACCAAGGCAGGGUGGCCCGAAAAAGAAAAACUUUCACCAUCAUUCACUCCAUCACUGUCUUGCCAGAAGGGUGCUUUACACUACAGUUUUUAAACUGCAACAUUAACACCCCUCCUUCAGAGUGCAGGCACUGUACUUCCCAUCUCCAGGACUUAAGUCCGGCCUGCCGGUUUCCCUGAACCCCUUCAUAAAUGUUACUUUUGCUCACACUCCAACAGCACGUCAAGUAUUAAAAACCAUUUGUCUCCAUUCACUCCUAUCAAACACGCUCAUGCAUGCCCGCUGGAAGUCCAAGCCCCUCGCACACAAAACCUCCUUUACCCCCUCCCUCCAACCUUUCCUAGGCCGACCCCUACCCCGCCUUCCUUCCACUACAGACUGAUACACUCUUGAAGUCAUUCUGUUUCACUCCAUUCUCUCUACAUGUCCGAACCACCUCAACAACCCUUCCUCAGCCCUCUGGACAACAGUUUUGGUAAUCCCGCACCUCCUCCUAACUUCCAAAUUACGAAUUCUCUGCAUUAUAUUCACACCACACAUUGCCCUCAGACAUGACAUCUCCACUGCCUCCAGCCUUCUCCUCGCUGCAACAUUCAUCACCCAUGCUCUCAUACAUUCCCCUCUUUGCCUCCAAGGACAAAGUUCUUUGUCUCCACAGACUCCUAAGUGCACCACUCACUCUUUUUCCCUCAUCAAUUCUAUGAUUCACUUCAUCUUUCAUAGACCCAUCCGCUGACACGUCCACUCCCAAAUAUCUGAAUACAUUCACCUCCUCCAUACUCUCUCCCUCCAUUCUGAUAUCCAAUCUUUCAUCACCUAAUCUUUUUGUUAUCCUCAUAACCUUACUCUUUCCUGUAUUCACCUUUAAUUUUCUUCUUUUGCACACCCUACCAAAUUCAUCCACCAAUCUCUGCAACUUCUCUUCAGAAUCUCCCAAGAGCACAGUGUCAUCAGCAAAGAGCAACUGUGACAACUCCCACUUUGUGUGUGAUUCUUUAUCUUUUAACUCCACACCUCUUGCCAAGACCCUCGCAUUCACUUCUCUUACAACCCCAUCUAUAAAUAUAUUAAACAACCACGGUGACAUCACACAUCCUUGUCUAAGGCCUACUUUUACUGGGAAAUAAUUUCCCUCUUUCCUACAUAAUCUAACUUGAGCCUCACUAUCCUCGUAAAAACUCUUCACUGCUUUCAGUAACCUACCUCCUACACCAUACACCUGCCACAUUGCCCCCUUAUCCACCCUGUCAUACGCCUUUUCCAAAUCCAUAAAUGCCACAAAGACCUCUUUAGCCUUAUCUAAAUACUGUUCACUUAUAUGUUUCACUGUAAACACCUGGUCCACACACCCCCUACCUUUCCUAAAGCCUCCUUGUUCAUCUGCUAUCCUAUUCUCCGUCUUACUCUUAAUUCUUUCAAUAAUAACUCUACCAUACACUUUACCAGGUAUACUCAACAGACUUAUCCCCCUAUAAUUUUUGCACUCUUUUAUCCCCUUUGCCUUUAUACAAAGGAACUAUACAUGCUCUCUGCCAAUCCCUAGGUACCUUACCCUCUUCCAUACAUUUAUUAAAUAAUUGCACCAACCACUCCAAAACUAUAUUCCCACCUGCUUUUAACAUUUCUAUCUUUAUCCCAUCAAUCCCGGUUGCCUUACCCCCUUUCAUUUUACCUACUGCCUCAUGAACUUCCCCCACACUCACAACUGGCUCUUCCUCACUCCUACAAGAUGUUAUUCCUCCUUGCCCAAUACACAAAAUCACUGCUUCCCUAUCUUCAUCAACAUUUAACAAUUCCUCAAAAUAUUCCCUCCAUCUUCCCAAUAAACAUUAUUAUAUUCACAAAAUGCACUACAAAGCAUUUUCUAUGAUUGUACAGUUAUUAUAAUCAAAACUAAGCACUAAACCCAUCUGGGUCAUACAGUCUGUGGUUGUAUACUGUGUGGAAUUUUUAUACAGAAAUAAUUAUAUUUGUAUAAUUUUAUUAACUUACAAUACUUUUGUCUAUUAAUUUAGUAAAAUAAAAACAAAGGCUAGCAAUGACUGGUCUUGUCACAGAAUUCCUCAGUCCAUUGUAGCAUUUGGGAUUAAAGAAGAAAGUUGUAAAGGGUCCAUGACUUACAACAUUCCUUUUUAUUACAAAACAGUUACGUGAUCACAGUUUUUUGUUAUAAUUUUCCAAUAGUUUUAGACUCCUGUGCAAUAGAGCUUUUGCAGCGGUGAAGCACAAAUUAGAAAAAAAUAGUUAUGCUGAGUCACACUUUAAGUCCUUCAGAGUAUUUUCAUGGAACUGUAAUCUUAACUGUUCUUAAACGAGCACAGCCCAAAGUUGACUAAUAUAAUUUAUCUGGUUAAGCUUUUACAAUACGCAGUCUGUGUUUUAUGUACACUAAUGGUUAGUAUGAAUAUGUACAAAGGUAUUAUUAAUAAGUUAACUGGGAUUAUCUUAAUAGAUCACUACAGUGUGGAAGGAGAAAAAGAUUAUUUCUUUUUUAUUAGUACCCAGUUCCAUAGUUUUAUUUAUUUAAUAAACCUAGGUUAUGGUGCAACACAUGGUUAAUGAGAAUUAUGUUUAAGGUUAUUUGAUUAUAAUGUAGAGGUACUAAACUUAUCAGGGUCAUACAACCCCUUGGGAAAUUGAAGACAAUCAGGUUCAGUCCAAAGAGGAGGAUAUUAUACUACAUUAAUGGGAAAGUUAUGUUACGAGUGUUUCCUGAUGCGGGUCUUUGUCAUAUGAUGACUCACAGCUGGAGCUUUUGGUCAUUUGACCAAAGCCUUCCACUCCACCCCUUUAAAAAUUAUUAUUAUAACCACUAGCACGUUAAGAGACCAUACAAUAAGUGUCAGGGGCCCGAGACUGUUCAACUGCCUCCCAGAACACAUAAGGGGGAUUACCAACAGACCCCUGGCACUGGACAAGCACCUAAAGUCAGUUCCUGAUCAGCCGGGCUGUGGCUCGUACGUUGGUUUGCGUGCAGCCAGCAGCAACAGCCUGGUUGAUCAGGCGCUGAUCCACCAGGAGGCCUGGUCACAGACCGGGCCGCGGGGGCGUUGACCCCCGAAACUCUCUCCAGGUAAACUCCAGGUAUAAGAUUACACUGUGAAUGGGGAAGUGCUAACCCACAAGAAACAUGUAGUGCCUGGUGAACUGAAGAUAAUCUGUUGUGGUUUAAGGAAGGGAAGGGUCACUCUUAGUUCAUGGCUCAAGUUCUUCACCAGCAUUAAGAUGCCCUCUCUUGUAAUUAGUCUAAUUUAAUACUUAUCCAUCCUGUGGGUGGUAACUGCAAGGUUACAGAGGCACAUAAUGGGUCAGAGGCCUACGUCUCAAAGUUGUCACAGUCACACAAGUUAGUGGUAGCAAAGACAGCGAAGUGCAUCAUGCGUGUACUGGCACAGUUCUCACACCAUGUGUUGUUCCACAACCCACUUAUUGUUAUAUCAUUGAAUAAAAGAAAAGAACUACAUUACUGUACUGUGAUGAAAAUUCAUUCAAAAUUGAUUUGAUAGUAUUAUUAUAAUGGUCUUAAUAUUUGUCUAGUCUUGAGUGUAUAUAUAUAUAAUCUGAUAUUAAAGAUCUUAAUGUA